Molecule: messenger RNA, 1185 nt
Organism: Magnolia sinica
Lineage: Eukaryota; Viridiplantae; Streptophyta; Magnoliopsida; Magnoliales; Magnoliaceae
Exons: 7
Coding region: 82-1077 (331 amino acids)
Source: RefSeq, a predicted model, not a curated record
AAUGAAAUUGUUGGGGAAACUGGGGAUGAAUGUUUCGAUUCCUUGCGAUUGAGAAGGCGUCGCAGGAUUUGUGAAGAAAUCAUGAAGAGCUACGAUGAUGACGAUAUCUCGCAUGUCAGAUUCGUAAAUGUCCAGGAAAUCAAGGAGGAGAUCUUAAGGUAUAAGCCAGGAUCUUUUCUUGAAGAGGCAGGUGGCUUGCAAAGGAGUGACUAUGACAUUCCAAAAACUACAACACUUCUAUUGAUUGGCCCAAGAGGUUCUGGAAAGAGUAGUCUUGUGAACAAAAUCUCGAGGUUCUUGGAACAUGAUGAGUUUGCUUCUGAACGCGCUCAAGUAUCGUAUAAUCUAUCGGGGGAUGGCACCCACUUUCUUCAUGAAUAUAUGAUCCCAAAAGGUUCGACUUCCUUCAGUGUGUUUGACACUCGCAGUUUAUCAGAAGAUUCCUCCGAGAACUUCAAAUUACUCAGGAACUGGAUGACAAAAGGUGUUCAGCAUGGACGGAUGGUUAUGAGAAAUUCAGAUAGUCCAACUGUAAAGACCAUCAUGAAAAACAAAGCACGACACACGCUCCACUCUUCUAGUAAGAAGAGGAUGGUCAAUUUCGUUAUAUUCGUUGUCGAUGGAGUUUCUGUUCUAAAAGCCAUGACUGAUGAAGAUAGCACGCAGUACACCAAGACUGUUUCUAAAGCCUUCAAUUACCCAUAUUUGUCGUUUAAAGAUGACAAGCCUGUUGUUGUGAUCACUCAUGGUGAUGAACUUGCACCUGCUGACCGUGUUCUUGUCCGGAUCCAUUUGGGAGAACUACUUGGAAUUUCGCCAGUAACACAAAUAUUUGACAUCCCAGACAACAACGACGUUCCCACCGAUACGGCUAUUGUCAAAAUGUUACGUCAUUCCCUUGAGCAUGCUGAUAGAAAUCUUCCUUUGAAGAAGGACUCACCAGUGACAAUGAUUGUGACUAUCGCACUCAUCGUUGUGAUAGUGGUUUUGCUCCUUCUCAAACUCACCAAUAAAGGAGUCGCAGGACGCCAGUCACAUAUCCACAGAGACUGGGCCAAGAUCCGUCACAUUUGGUAGAUGGAGACGCACAUCUUUGGGUAAGUACUAGUUACUUGUGCAUCCGCCUACUUUUUGAAUAAAUCUUAUUAGUGUUACUUGCAUAGCUGAAGAUCUUUUAUAUUUUGU